Molecule: messenger RNA, 1844 nt
Organism: Olea europaea var. sylvestris
Lineage: Eukaryota; Viridiplantae; Streptophyta; Magnoliopsida; Lamiales; Oleaceae
Product: BRCA1-associated protein
Exons: 12
Coding region: 16-1641 (541 amino acids)
Biological process (GO): Ras protein signal transduction; protein ubiquitination
Cellular component (GO): cytoplasm
Molecular function (GO): zinc ion binding; ubiquitin protein ligase activity
Source: RefSeq, a predicted model, not a curated record
UGCGGUUCGCGUUAUAUGAAUGCACUUUUAGUCCCAAAAAGCGACUCUAGCCUCUGGUCCCGUCGAAACGCGCCAUUUGCUGUUCAAGUCAGUUUUCCCGCACGGCAGCAGAUCCUUCUCCCGCGAAACUUCUCUUUCUCACAAGCACUUGGAGCAGAAAUGUCGGAAGAGACCUCAACGAGUUCGAGCGCCGCCGCCAGACCUUCGAUGGAGGACAUAUUCCGGUCGUCAGCAGCCGUGAAUUCUGCCGGAGACUCAUCAGCCUCUGUUUCUGCUCAGACCUUACACUUCUCUUGUGGAAACCCUAGAAUCGAAGAGAUCAGAGGCGUCAUGCGUCUAUACCGCGACGAUGUCGCUUCAUCCUCCUCCCAACUUCCUGUUGAACGAAGGCCUCUUCUGUGUGUGCUUGGGGUGCCCAAUCACAUGACAUAUGCAGAUUUUUGCCAGUUCUGUGGUUCGUUGAUUCAACAUAUGUUGGAAAUGCGUAUUGUCAGGAAUGAGGGGAUAGAGGAUUGCUAUAAUAUAUUGAUCAGGUUUAAUGAUCAAGACUCAGCCGAUAGUUUUUACAAGCAUUUUAAUGGGAAACAGUUCUCAUCUCUUGAUGAGGAGAUUUGCCGCGUGCUUUACACUAUCGACAUCCAGUACACUGGUUCAAUUGAGCAUUCACAGAUUUCUACCACAAGCUCUAUGGAUCAGCCCUCCUGUCCUGUCUGUCUUGAGAGGUUAGACCAGGACACGAGUGGAAUUCUUACAACUAUAUGCAAUCAUUCUUUCCAUUGCUCCUGUAUAUCUAAAUGGACAGAUUCUUCUUGCCCCGUAUGCCGCUAUUGCCAAGAGCAGCCUGAGAAGUCAAUAUGCUUUGUCUGUCAAACUGCUGAGAACCUUUGGAUGUGUAUCAUAUGUGGCUUUGUUGGUUGUGGGAGGUAUAAGGGAGGACAUUCCAUUACACACUGGAAAGAAACACAACACUACUACUCAAUUGAAUUGGAAACACAACGGGUGUGGGACUAUGUUGGAGAUAACUAUGUCCAUCGUUUGAUUCAAUCUAACAUUGAUGGAAAGUUGGUUGAAUUGAACCACCAUUGCAUGCCUACUGAUGGGAUUUGUGGUGAUUGUUCUGGAGGCAAUGAUGCCAUAUUGCACAGUGAAGUUGAUGCCAUAGUGAACGAGUACAAUGAGCUUCUAACUUCACAACUUGAAAACCAGAAACAGUAUUUUGAGUCUUUAUUGCAAGAAGUUGAAGAGGAGACUGAAAGAGAAUCUUCUGCAGCCGUGAAAAAAUCUCUGAGUCAAAAUCCAAAAUUGAUGAAAUUGCAGGCAAAGCUAGAAAAGUGUAUGGAAGAGAAGAAAUUUCUUGAUGAUAUCAAUGAUAAUCUUCUGAGAAACCAGAGCAUAUGGGAAUCUAAGAUAAGGGAUGUUGAAGAAAGGGAAAAGAAGCUUUUAAAUCUGAAGGACGAGAAGAUUCAAGAAUUAGAGGAGCAGCUGAGAUGUUUGAUGGCGUCCAUUGAGGAUGUAAAUACAGAGCAACAGUCUACAGCUUCAAGUGAAUUUACGGACGGGCCAACAAAUACAGAAUCUUCUUCAAGAAAUGGGACGAAAGGAGCCAGAACGACAAGUAGUCGGAGAAAAAGCAAGGGUUGAGCUCUCUGGUUGAUGGCAAUGCUUAGGGCCUAAGGUGAUAUGUUAUGAAAAUCCGAAUUUUAUUUUAUUUUUCAUUUUUUUUCUGUGUGAUGAUUGAAGAAUUCGAAUAGAAUUUCAUGGCUAUUACGUGUGCAGAGCAUAGCAUAGCAUUCAAAAUGUAGCGUAGCUAAUGGUAUUUUUAAUUUGAAAUGUUCAUUCUAAUG